Penicillium waksmanii is the source of this 819-nucleotide messenger RNA. RefSeq names its product ribose-5-phosphate isomerase RKI1. Gene Ontology annotation, cellular component: intracellular membrane-bounded organelle. NCBI's taxonomy places the organism in Eukaryota, Fungi, Ascomycota, Eurotiomycetes, Eurotiales, Aspergillaceae. The transcript has 2 exons. Gene Ontology annotation, molecular function: ribose-5-phosphate isomerase activity. The record is from RefSeq and is a predicted model, not a curated record. Gene Ontology annotation, biological process: pentose-phosphate shunt, non-oxidative branch; D-ribose metabolic process. The coding region runs from base 1 to 819 and encodes 272 amino acids.
AUGUCCAACGUUGAAGAGGCAAAGCGCGCCGCCGCGACCACCGCUGUCGCCAACCACUACCCCAAGAACGCGAAGUGGGUUGGUAUCGGCAGUGGUACAACCAUUGUUUACGUCGUCGAGGCAAUCAAGGCCCUUGGUGUCGAUACCACUGCCACUCGCUACGUUCCCACGGGAUACCAGUCGCGCCAGCUGAUCGUCAACGCGGGGUUGACAGCCGUCGAGUUCGAUGCUAUCCCCCGCGGCACCGUCCUGGAUGUCGCAUUUGAUGGCGCGGACGAGGUUGACGACGAGCUGAACUGCAUUAAGGGUGGUGGUGCCUGUCUCUUCCAGGAGAAGCUGGUUGCCAUGCAAGCGAAGGAGUUUAUUUGCGUCGCUGACUCCCGCAAGCUUCAAUCCCGCCUCCUCACCAACUGGAAGUACAUCCCUAUCGAGGUCGCCCCGAUUGCCGCCUUCCGCGUUCUUAGAAAACUGACCGAGCUCGGCUCCAUCAACCCAACCAUCCGCUCCAACUCCAACCCUAAGGAGGGCAACUUGAAGACUGACCAGGACUUCUUCCUCAUCGAUGCGCCUUUCCCGCCCAUGCUUAUCCAGGCUGAUCUCGACGGCGGCCUCAAUGGAACCGGCACCGGCGGCGUCUGGGAGGUUGCUCGUCUUGCGCGCGAGAUUAAGCAAAUUGCUGGUGUUCUGGAGGUUGGCAUCUUCUACGGCCAGACCGGUCCCCAGGCUACUGCCGCCGGAGGUGUUGGUGGUCAGCGCCCUGUUGCUGCUUACUUUGGUAUGCCCGAUGGUUCUGUCUCGGUACGCAAUGCUAUUCAGUAG